Electrophorus electricus (electric eel) is the source of this 4462-nucleotide messenger RNA. RefSeq lists its product as uncharacterized. The record is from RefSeq and is a predicted model, not a curated record. NCBI's taxonomy places the organism in Eukaryota, Metazoa, Chordata, Actinopteri, Gymnotiformes, Gymnotidae.
AAUAAUGUGCCCUUGCAUUUAUGCUGCUCUGCCCUGUCAGUGCCUCGCUGUCCGUUACUAAGCAACAGAGGAUUUGUAAAAGACCCAAAAAAAAAAGUCCAACCCCCAUCAGCUGCUGCAGACCAGGUAGACGAGGAAGGUGAGCACAGCUGUAGGAGGGUGAGAACAACAAACCUAUCAGCUGACAGGACGUUGGGGUUGCUACAGGCAACGGAGAGGAGGAGAGUUGAACCGGAGCAGCGUUUCACCUGUUCUCCUCGCCAAGAGGGGAGGAGCGUGAUGAGAAAGGAAGGCAGAGCGGAAGAUACUGUCUGAGGGGAGAGGGAGGGGAGAGAGAGAGAGAUGGAGAGAGAGAGAAACGAGGGAGAGCAGGUGUCCAAUAAGCAGCAGUUGAGUCAUAAGCCUGUCCAAUAGCAUUCGAGCUGGCUCAUCCUGAGGAGGGAAGCUGUACUGCUGGGGAUAUUAAUGAAUGGAGCUCGUCUCUGCUAACAUCACGACGGUUCCUUUCUCUCUCUCUCUCUCUCGCUCUCUCUCUCUCUCUCGCUCUCCCCUCGCUCGCUUUGCUAUCUCAGCGGAGCCAACAGCAGCAGCGGCGGUCACCUUCACACAACAGAGACGGUCCGAACCAGCAGGGAGAGCCACAGCCGCUGCAGAAGCCGGACGGAGAAACGGCAGUGGCGUGGGGGGUGAGAACAUGAACGGAACGGUGGCUGCUCUGGAGGGAUCCUCUCUCCCCUCUUCCUCGGCUGACCCUCCCCCCCCCUCCCCCGCGCCCCCGACGCGGAGGUCCGUCUCCGUGGGAGAUUUCCGCCGAGCCCCGGGCAGCCAGGCGGGCUCCGAGCCACCCUCUGCGCCCGCUACGGCCCCCUCCUCCAAAUUGGUGACCCCCAGCUCCAGCAUGGAGUUCGAGGCUGCCCGCCGGCGCCUCCUGGAGGUGGAGGAGCGCCAGCGUGUGAUCCUGGAGAUGGAAAGGCGGCUGGAGGAGCUCCGAGAGGUGUUCGUGCGCUCCGAGCGACAGGCGGCGGAACACGGGGAGCUGGUGACGCGCAUCACCACAGCAACCCAGCAGGGGGAGCUCUACGUGGCAGAGAACAGCCAACGGGUGAAGAAGGGACUCCGGUUCAAGAGACACCGACCCACGGUCAUUUUCUCCUCCAUGCUGGGCCUGAGGACGUGCCUGCCGUGGCCCGUGAAACUCAAAUAGCGGCGAGGAACCACGCUACCGCCCUCCGUCUCGGGGCACGGAGAUGCCACCCUCCGCAACGCCGGAGGAAAACGCCAUUUGUUGUUCGUGUGAGACAGUCCCGGCCACGUCUGUUCGGUUGUGAGGUGGGUGGAGCUUCUGUGGCCACCCCCAGGCGGACGUGAAGGUGAACUCCCGUUUCACGACUGUCCGGAGGCUGAAACCUGGCUGCAGUGUGGGAGACCACACCACUGCUCAGAGAUGUGUGUGUGUGUGUGUGUGUGUGUGUGUGUGUGUGAGAGAGAGAGAGAGAGACAUGCUUUACACUUUUACCCUUUUUAGUAGGUGUGUAUGAAGACUGUAGGUAAUUUUAUGCAGACAGAGGUGCCAUUCACCCAGGAAACCAAUCUCACGUGUGUGUAACAGUCAUACAGGUGUGCUGUGACUUCACAAGGCUCAGAUAAAUUUACAAACACACACACACACACACACACACACACACACACACACACACACACACACACACACACACACUCUCUCUCUCGCUCUCUCUGGCUAUUUUUGUGAUGUUUUUGUUGUUUGUGGGUUCGGGCCUCUAAAUGUGUAGCGGUGACGUGACUGCACUUUAGCUGGAGCUCGCAGGUGCUGUUCUCCACCCAACGCCCCCACCCCGCUCCCCUCCGAUUAGCUGCAGCUACACCCUCUCUCCUCCCAGGACGCACCUCUCCCUCGCAACAUUCCACCUGUGGCCUCUGCUCCACCGUAGCCUAGCAACACACCUCCAGGCGUGGUUUCUGUUGGCUUCAGAAGGUAUCGUGAUACCAUCAGGUCGUCCACGCCUGCAGCUCGUUAAACCAGGCGUUAUAUGACCCACUCUAGGCCUUCUGGAGCUCUGCUGUAAACGACCUGCCUGUAGUUACUGACCAAAAGACCUACGAGUUGAUCUUUAUUUAUUGAAAUAAUUUAUUUAUUUAAAAUGGUGGACACAAGUGGCUGAACCAUUUGUCAACAGCAGACACCAAUGAUGUAAUCGGGAGCUAUUCCAGCUGCUUGGGGUGUUUAGUGGCGGUUACCCUGAAACCGUUUACCGUAGUCUGCAUAAUAAACGCCCUUUAGUGCGCUCACACGGAGACACGCGAUUCCUGUUCCUGGGUUUUUAGGCGAACAAAGUCCUCUGAAGUAAAAGCUCGCGGACUGCAUUAUCAUAGCUAAUGCACGCUUUAAGAAGCCGGAACAGCAUUUGAGUGAGGUCUGCCUAAAGACGAUAUGCACGGUUUGUUUGCACACCGAGAUGCGCGAAGCUUGGUGAAUUAUUUAGGUGGCUGCAUCCACGUUCUCUGCUGCACGCAUUCACGUGCUACGGAAAGCGCCGCGCGCCGACACCCUCAUGCGCGCACGCCCUACAGAUGGCGUCCGUGGGGAUGAGGCAGUAAUAAAGCGUGACCCUUGCCUGGUUUAGCGCGCACAUAUACAGCACGUCUCCGCCUGGACAAUCGCGCGCGCGUCCGCUCCGACGUGGCGUUGGACUCGCGUCACGCAGUCACUGCGCGUGACGCUCGGGUGGCAGGAGAGGUAGCUGCCCGGCGCGAGGCAACCACGCGCUCACACCUGGACCAAAGGGCUACCUGGUGUUACGGAGUCACAGAACCUCAGCCUCGUGGUUAUUACGCACGCAUGUGCUCAUUUGUCUAUAGGCAAAUAAAGAUAUAUCUAUUAUAUUCUCCCUCUCUGUCUGUCUCUCUCUCUCUCUCUCUCUCUCUCUCUUUCUCUCUCUCUCUCUCUCUGUCUCUCUCUCUGUAAUGCCUUAUUUGAUAUGGAUACUUCAUGUACAUGGCAUGUAUUGGUAUUAACGUGUAGAUAAACACCUAUUCUAUUUUGCACUUUUGCUAUGAAUGAGUACAAGCUUUUCCAAAGACCCCAGUGACGGGGCCCACGCGCAGAACGAAUGUAGUGUACGGUACGUCCUUCUGUUCCAAAAAUGACUCUUCACGGGGAGCGCCUGUAAACCUUCCCCAGCCCGAGCUGCUAGGAGAACUCCAUCUCUAACGUAACCCAACGCAGUUAAACUCAACACCCGUCUCACCGGAUCUUCUAUCCGCGCCGUUUCCUACGAGAAUGUCCCACUACCGAGUGUUGUGUGUUUUAUUUGUGCUGCCAGACUACUCCAUUCUACUAAAAGUAUGAAUAUUUAUCACAUGCUUAUAAGUUACUCUGUCCUGUUAACCAGGUUCUGUUUCCAUAAGGAUGUGUCUGAUGACCUUGCUGGUGACCCGUGUUGUCCAGAACAAGCGGGCGUACUUUUCUCGUGUGGCAGUAUAAAUUGGGCUUCAGUGACUGGAUUAAUGCUGUAAUUUAUUAUGCUUAAAGAAUUUGUACUGCGUUUCAAACUUUACUCACAUGUAAAAAAUAAGAAUUUAUUAUUCCUGCUUAAAGUAAGAAUAAUACUUUAUGCUGGCAACUAAGUUAUAGGAACAAUAACUCAUAGAAGUCCAGAAGUCUGCUGGCUGCGUCAUCGCACCCACGCGUAGAGUUCUGUACUUCUACAGCUUGAGCGUGUGUCCCACAGGGGCAUGUGCGUGGGGUACAGGCUGUUCUCUGCCUUAGCAGCACAAUUUCCACCACCUAUUUAAUUCCCCUCCGCCCAGCUGUGGGACACGACCUUGAUCCAUGCAGAAGAAAAAAUAAUUACCUGAAACCAUUUACUUAGUCUGAUUCAACAAAGAACAAAUGUAUUUAUUUAUUCAUUACUGUUCCUUUUAUUUUUCCAAGUAACUGCAUUUUUUUUACUGGAUGUGUACAGUUAGAUACAAAUCAAGAUUUUUGAAAAUCAUUUCAGGGAUUUGUUUAGCUCUCUCUCUCUCUCUCUCUCUCUCACACACACACACACACACACACACACACACACACACGUUUCCAUUAACAUUACAUAAUAUUAUAAACCAGGAGCUUCUGCAAUUCAACCAUGCCACAUUUAGAAUAAUCAGAUCAAAUAGACUCCAGUUCCCAUCAACCCCAUACUUCCUGCACGUUCGAUAAAUAUCCCAUCAUGUCACGAUGGAAGUCUUGUUAGAAGCUUCGGAAAAGAGGAAUACAGGAUCGGUGCCAGGAAUGGUAGAGCCAUCAAUGUAGGAGUCAUUUACUGUUUCACUAUUAUCCACAUUAUGAAAACGAAUGUCCAUAAAUCUGACUGGAAGAUACAGACUGAAAAUGUUCUGGUAGAAAUGGACACAUGAUGGAAUAAACUUAAACAAUAAACUCAGUGAUUUAAGUGCUCCUGGA